UCCUGCAGUGUGGGCUGGAGCUGUAAAUUCUCUUUCAUUCAGUCUUUAUCUGUCUAGUUGGUGGCGCACUUGUUCAAUUUAAUUCUGCUGAGCGCCGCAGCAAUUUAAGUAGAGAGUACAACGCGUUACAGAUAAAGGGUUUUUUUUUUCUUUGAAAUAACAAACAAACAUAUCUUAGCUUAAAGGCAGUUCGCAGAGACAAUUGUUUUCAAAAAUGGAAGAUCAGAUAAGCUCUACAACACCCAGUGCUGAUGAUUUGAGUAAACGUGAACAAGAAUAUAUGGACGAAUCCUUAGAUCUGAUGGAGAAUAACGAGGCAGAGCCUCGCCCGGCAGAUCCAGUAAAUCAAUCUGUAACGCCUGUUUCGUUUUCUAACCCGGAGCCCUUUGCUAUACCAGAGAAGACACCGACGGCCAGCACUGGUAAACCUACUGAAACGGAACAGCACCAGGGCGAAAAGAAGCAGACAAAGACACAGGAGAUCCCAGAAAAAUCGGAGAAAACCACUCCUGUGGAGGAAGAAAAACGAGAAGCCCCAAAGCCCGAGAGUCCAGCAGUAUCCUCUUCAUCAUCGUCUGGAUUUUCAAGUUAUCGGGCCCUCGAACAAAGGCUAGGCAAAAGAGAUGAGACCAUUUUUCCUUCUGCUCCAUCUGAGCCUCUGAUGCAGUCCUUUGCAGAGAGCUUUGUGGACAUGCAAGAGCAGCCACGCAGCACUUGGCCACUUGACCAGAAGGAUGAUUCGUCUGUGCUUGUGGAGGCUGUUGCUCCAGUUUCCUCUCUGUCUCCUCUUCCUUCUCCUGACUCUCUAGAAGAACUCUCUCUUUCUGAAAGCUGUGACCAAGCCCCUGCUUCAGAUAAGGUACAAGAGACACAUGCUUGUCUGCUACAGACUGUUGAAGAUUCUCCUUCAAAAGUUUCUAACGCUAUGCCUUUAGCAGAAGAUGUGAAGGCUGUAGAAUCUAAAAUGGAGUCUGAGUUCUCAGAUACCAAAUUGAGCCUUGUUGGAGAAGCUGUGGAACAGACUCUGAAAACGGAGGAGGAUACAAAGGUAGAAAAGGCUGUUGAUUCGAACACUGGCACGCUUAGGGAUGUGUUACAGACCACUACUACUUUUCCACUGGAACCUAAUCAGAUUGUUGGUGCACAGCAGGAACAUUUUCCUGAAAUUGGCUUGCUCAAGCAUGUAGACUUGCAGAUGGUGUCUGAACUAAAAGAGCAAACCUCUCCAGUCCCUGAAAAGCCUGAAGUUGAUAGAAAAGACGGUUCAGAGACAGACAAGAUUGCUGGUAUUGCACUAGGAUCCCCUGACACGAUAAAGACAGAAUUAUGUGAAGUCGGUGGAUUUGAAUUUUCUGCUGAUCAAGUUGGCCAUUUAGUAGGGUCUCAGAAGAAUGAAAGAAGUCAUGAUGAACUUGAUUUUACAUUGGUGAAAGAUUCCAAAUACCAUGCUCCACAACCAUUAGACACUUCCUCUGGAUCAUCUUCUGAGCAGUCACCCCUCACACCUGAAGUUCAGUCUAUAGUGACAACUCAGCCCUACGUUACUUUUGCUACAUUUGAGCCUACUGCAGCCUUUGACUCUCCGCAACCAGACUUUCUAGAUGCCAGAAAAGCAGAGAGAUCUGUCCAGCCAGAGUCCUUCCUUGACUUUCAACCCGUAAGUGCUGCCAGUACUGGUUUGCCACAAGUGUUAGAUUCUGUGUCGGAGGAGAAUACCAUAAAGGUAUCUGAAAGCCCCACCCCAGACUUGGUGCAAGGGGCAUUUGACAAUGAGCUCCAAGAUGUAUCGCAAAUAAAACAUAGUGAUGAAACCAACGUUGAUUUAGUUCAGAGGACCUUCGAGUCCAUACAAGAACCUUUAGUGUGCCAGUCUGGGUCACCUAAGGAACUGGAGGGUACCCCUUUACCCCCUUCUCUCCCAGAUAUAUUGGAGUCUCCUUUGAGCUCUGGCAAAGUAGCUGCUGGAUCUUCUGAAGGUACUCAAGAUUCUGAACUAAGCCCUGUGCAAGUAACCUUUGAGUCUGUGAAACCAUUAGCCUUUGUCUCUGACUCCCAGAUUUCAGCUAAGCAGGAAACAGUUUCAUUUAAAGAAGUUAAAACAGCUACACCUGCUUUUGACGAUGCACAUAAGAGGUUGGGUGAGUGUGAUCUAGUAAAGGAAGCCCAAACCACCAGUGACCUCACUGCCCAGCUGGAUAACGAGGAAAGCCAGAUCUCCUCUCUGUCCAUGAGUCGAGGUUCUUCUGGCUUGUUAGAAAGUAUUAAAGAAUCUCCAAGUUUUGAGCAAAUGAUUGAAUUGUCCACCAGUCCAUCUGAGUUCAAGGAAUCGAUAAAACAAAUUCAUGAGAUGAAAGAACCUCUCCAAGAAUCUCCUGCAUUUGAGGCAGUGGGAGAGAGUAUCAAAGUCACUGAUCCUGUAAAUUUUGUGAUGGAAAGUGAAUGCAAGCCCCCGAAGGAAUUGGAGAAGGCACCUACUGAAGACACCUGUGCUUUUCCAGUAAGGGAAGCGCAUUUGGAAAAGCCAGUGGAAACCGUAGAAUUGGAAGGAUCCAUCGACUAUAGCGUUGCUACUGAAGAGUUUGAAAUAAUAGAAGCUAUGUCCAAUGAGCCAUUAUCAAGAGGAGUUAUAGAUGAGUUUUUGGAGACGUUGGAUAAUUCUAAAGUAUCAACUGUUUCUGAACUAGGUAUGGAACAUGAAAUGCCAUCCAAAUUUGACCCUGAUGAUUUAGCUACUGAACUAGAGGAACAGACUGAGUUUGCGCAAGUGCAUGUCAGCUCACAGCAAAGCUCCUUCACACUUUCAUCUGAACCUACACCUAAGGCUACAUCCCUGAAAAUUGAUCUGGGACUAGAAAACCAGAUUACCUGUCCUGAUACACUCAGAGAAGCCAAGUUCCAAGAAAUGGUGACCGAGGCUGCCUUGUCAGUGACACAGGUUCCAAAUAUCCACUCGACAAGUGAAAAAGCAGAGAAACCAGUUCCUCCUCCAAAGGCAGAUGAGGACCAGCCUCCCUCUGAUACUGGUAGACCUGAAGCCAGUAAGACUGAUCAGACACCAAACCUGAGCACAAAAGCAGUGGUGGACCUUCUGUACUGGCGCGACAUUAAAAAGACAGGAGUGGUGUUUGGAGCCAGCCUGUUCCUCCUGCUCUCCCUGACAGUGUGCAGCAUUGUCAGUGUGUUCUCUUACCUGGCUCUGGCCCUGCUUUCUGUCAGCAUCACCUUCAGGAUAUACAAGGGGAUUCUGCAAGCAGUUCAGAAGUCUGAUGAGGGCCAUCCCUUCAAGGCCUACCUGGACUCUGAUGUAGCUGUGUCUGAGGAGGUGGUUCACAAAUACAGUGAUGCUGCACUGGGCCACAUCAACUGUGCACUGAAAGAGCUACGACACCUCUUCCUGGUUGAAGAUUUGGUUGACUCACUGAAGUUUGCUGUAUUGAUGUGGAUCCUUACCUAUGUUGGCGCCUUGUUUAAUGGUCUGACGCUUCUAAUUCUGGCUCUAAUUUCAUUGUUUAGCAUCCCAGUUAUUUAUGAAAGGCACCAGGCACAGAUUGACCAUUAUUUAGCUCUGGUGAACAAUCAAGUUAAAGACAUUGUUGCUAAGAUCCAAGCUAAAGUCCCCGGACUGAAGCGCAAGUCUGAGUAAGGGCUUCAGGCAGCAUCUCUUGGAGAGAGUCACUCGGGCGGAGGGGAGCGAAUACAUUACCUUGACAUUGCAGUGUAAUUUCACGAAUCUCUAUAGCAGUCCUCUAGUGUUGUGAAAAUGUAACUCUUGUUAACCUGUCGUUGGUUUUCAUCAGCCUAAGUAUUAUAUGCCACUGCUUUUGUUUGAUCUAAUUAUUAUUUAUGUUGUUUUUAAACACUGGUUUGUAUUUCAGAAAACUGUAAAGUGUGCUUUGCCAGGGAAAGUCUUACGUUAAAGAAAAUCAUGGUGCAAGUGGAGCAGGGAAUUUGUUUUUUUUCUCUCUCUCUGUUUGCACAGUCUGAGGAUAGUUUUAAAUGCAACAAAUGUGUAGUGAAUGGUACAAUCUUGGCAAGAAAUGGACACUUGAUUUGGUAUUAAAUUUAGUGGUAUUGUGAUUUUUACUGUUUUUAUUGAUUUGACAGUGUAGUGUUUCACAAAAGCUUAAGCUUCAUUCAGCAGCUCCACAGUGCUUGAUCUGAUAACUUCCAUAGCACAUAAGCUUCAGAGUAUUUCUAGAACAUUAGCACCUUUGCAAAAACGUUUAUGCAGACGUUCACUUCAUUGCAGAUGCGUAGUAAAGUCCCAACAAACAAGUUUACAAACUGCACACUUAAACCCUGCUGUUUCUGAUUUAUCUGUGGACUGAAUACCUAAAGCUGCAACGUGUUACUUGGAAAUUUCAAGUAUUGUUUGUUAUGCAAGUAAUUGUGAAUGAAACUUCAUACAAUUGUGAUAAAAUCUGCUGAGAAUUAGUCUGUGGAAUGCAUUGUGAAAUGUAAACAAAAAACAAUAAAGCUUAUAGACAAA
Molecule: messenger RNA, 4489 nt
Organism: Polyodon spathula (Mississippi paddlefish)
Lineage: Eukaryota; Metazoa; Chordata; Actinopteri; Acipenseriformes; Polyodontidae
Product: reticulon-4-like
Exons: 10
Coding region: 215-3643 (1142 amino acids)
Biological process (GO): brain development; neuron differentiation; endoplasmic reticulum tubular network formation
Cellular component (GO): neuron projection; postsynaptic density
Source: RefSeq, a predicted model, not a curated record